Molecule: messenger RNA, 330 nt
Organism: Prorocentrum cordatum
Lineage: Eukaryota; Dinophyceae; Prorocentrales; Prorocentraceae
Source: the annotation of a GenBank genome assembly
AUGAAUGCGGCCCCAAAUCCGCGGAGCCAGCCACGUGUUACAGACGCUCGCACAAUGCAACAUCUCGAGACCCGCGAAAGAGAAUGGACGCAUUCGUUGUUUUUUCGCUCAUGGCCCGCUCCACGGACAAACCUCCGAGGAACCGAUGAAAACGCCAAAAAGCAUCCGAAGUCCUGGAGGCGGGCAUUGGGGAACGAUUGGGGGACGAGAUUGGAUGAGAAGGAAGGAGACGACGACGACGACGACGACGACGCAAAGGAGCGGGAGCGCGGGCUGCAGGAGGCGAAGAGGAGAAGGGGUGAACGUCUCGAGCUCGCGCCCGCGGCCUGA